Messenger RNA from Leptopilina heterotoma, 2082 nucleotides. Its product is annotated as zinc finger BED domain-containing protein 4-like. Gene Ontology annotation, molecular function: DNA binding; protein dimerization activity. NCBI's taxonomy places the organism in Eukaryota, Metazoa, Arthropoda, Insecta, Hymenoptera, Figitidae. Bases 1 to 2082 code for a protein of 693 amino acids. The transcript is spliced from 6 exons. The record is from RefSeq and is a predicted model, not a curated record.
AUGGGACCAAGUGCGGUGUGGACAUAUUUCACAAAAACUUGUCAAGGGGCAAAAGUGAAAUGCAACCAAUGCAAUCAAGAACUAUGUUUUAAUAAAAGCACUAGCACUCUAGCUUAUCAUUUGCGUGUCAUUCACAAAAUUGAAAUACCAAAACAAGUUCCUAAAGUGCCGAAAAGAGGUAUCAAGAGACGAAGAGAAUCUUCUGCUGAAGCUGAGACAAUAAGUGAUUCUAGUGAUGUUGACGAUGUGGAAAAUAAUCAAGUCAACCAACCAGAAUCAUCAACUGAGAGUUCCAAUUUUACACUUCGAAAUUCCUCUAAAACUGCAUCCAUUUCAUUUUCCGGCCCAAUGGACAAAUGCAUUAGCAAUGCCACAUCUUUUUCAGUUGGCGGAAUAAGAGAUAUUUCUGUAAUGGAUGCCCUUCUUUUUAUGAUUUCGAAGGACAAUAUGCCACUUUCAACUACAGAACGCAGCGGCUUUAGAUUAUUCGUUAAAAAAUUACAACCGCUGUGGAAUAUUCCAUCUGAACCUACUGUUACCAAAAAACUUCAAAUGAAGUACGAGUUUUUAAGAGGAUGUGUAAUGCAGAAAAUAUCGAAAGCAGAUUCCGUCUGCUUAACUACAGAUAUUUGGACCCACAAGCACACAAUGCGUAGUUAUUUAGGAAUUACAGCUCAUUAUAGGGAAGGUGUCGAAUUAAGAUCAAUAGAAAUUGGCGCUAAAUUGAUUGAAGAUCGUAAAAAUAUUCCUAAUUUACGGAAGGCUUUGCGUCAAGUUUGCGAUGAUUGGGGUAUUACGAACGACCAAAUUUCUGCUGUUAUUAGCGACGGAGGUGCUAAUAUUAAAGGAGCAAUUCGACAAGAAUUUGGAAAUGAAAAACAUUUAUUAUGCCUAGCUCAUCUCAUCAAUGGCAUUGGACAGUCUGCAAUUGGACUUAAUGAUUACACAGUUUCAUCUAUGAUGGAAGAAGAUUCAUUUGAAAAUUUAGAAAUCGACCAAGAAGGGGAUGAAUUUAGAGAACCAGAAGACAAUAGACAAAACUUGAAAUUUCUUAUUAAGAAAUUGAAGAGUAUCGUAAGGUUUUUUAGAAGUAGUGAGGUUGCAACUACUGAACUUAAAAAACUUCAGGAAAAAUCUGGCAAAAGUCCUCAUCAUUGUUUAAUCUUAAUACAAGAGGUUCGCACUCGUUGGAACUCUUGUUUCGAGAUGAUUGAAAGAUUCCUACUGCUCGCCGAUCAUGUUAGUCGAGUCCUUAUUCAGCUUAAAUUAGAUAAAAAUACAAAAUCUAAAGUUCCAAAUAUGCUAUCAGGAGAUGCACUAGAGACUUUAAAUGAAGUGCAAAAUCUAUUGAAACCACUUUAUCAAGUGACAAUGGAAGUCGUCAGCGAGAAGCAAGUCACAAUCAGCAAAAUUAUACCCUUAAUAAACGCCUUGAAGUCUAAAACAAACGAAAUGAUGGCAUGCACCCCGAUUGGAUUUAAUUUAAAACAUAGCCUAAUCACACUAAUAGACACUAAAUUUAAUGGGAUAGAAAAAGUUCGAAUUUAUGCGGCUGCUACGAUGCUGGAUCCUAGAUUCAAAAAAGGCGGGUUUACUGAUCCUUUAGCGGUUUCAAAUUGCAUAAGUUAUAUUGCUAAACUGGUUGUGAACGAAAUUGGAAAUCGAAGAACAGAAGUUGAAAGUAUUGAGGAAAUAAACGACUUGCAAGCAAAUGAAAACAAUGACGACUUGUGGUCAAAUUUUGAUAGUAGUGCCCGAAACGAUGAUUCUGGUGCUUAUCAAGACGUAUCGGAAGGUUUUCCGAUAGAAUUAAAGCAUUUUAUUCGCAUUCCUGCAAUUCCGAGAAAAUUGACUUCAAAUCCAUUAUCUGCUUGGGAAGGACUGAAAAAUGAGUUUGCCCAUGUGCAUAAAAUAGCUUUAAAGUUUUUACCCAUCAUGGCAACAUCAGUUCCUUGUGAACGAUUAUUUUCCCAUGCGGGACUUAUAGCUAAUCAACUGCGGAACAAAUUAUCUGGCAAACAUCUUGAUCAACUCGUAUUUCUUCGAAGCAUUGAUCCCGAUAUGUGGUUCGAUGAAAAUUAA